AUGGAGGGCAGCGGCCUCCCCAAGCGCAUGCUGUUAGGAGCGAUGGCGGGGGGCGUGGGAUACCGGGGCGGGCAGGAGAGCGACUGGGUGUGUCGUCUAGGAGAGGACCUCGUGGCCUUCAACAUGAGAGACGAAAAGGAAGGGGGAAAAUGGAAAGAGAGCGCCAAGGACCCGGAGGUGUGGUACAACAAGGUCGAGGACGGGGCGGCAUGGUUCAUGAGGAAAUGGCACAGGCAGGAGGCGGAAGCGUCCGCGAAGCGCCAGCGCGCGAGGGAAGCAGAAGCAGAGAGUACAGUUAGCGCCCGCAGUUAAGAAAUAUUUUGUUAAGAAAUCGAGGCUCACUUUUUCACGAAAAACAAGAAACUAGGGUUAAGAAACAAACUCAAUCUGGGUCACACAAAGAGAAAUGUCUCAAUAAGAAACACAGCGGCGACCGCUGCCCUACUACAUAAGAAACGAGGGUUUACGGGGGAGUGUGUCGAAUAAGAAACAAACCCCACAGCUCUCUCGCUCUUUCCCCCUCUCCCCCGACCCCCCCCUCCCAUAGUGCAUCAUGAUUAGUUGUACGACGAGGGGGGAGGUUCUCGUGAAACUCGGGUUGGGUUGGUUCGGGUAAUUAGUCGCAGAUCUCACCCCGCUUCGCUCACGGAGCUUGCAACAUAAUGACGGGGUAGUUUUCGUUGUGGCACGUCAGCGUGCGGGUGAGGCAUCAUGCGGUGUUCAUGCAUUUGUUUAGUUUCAGCCCUCACUCACGAGGGGGGUACAGGACCUUGGAGCGAUAGCGAGACGUUGCCGCUGGAUACGUUUCGCUUCUAGGGAGUGGUGGCCUUACGUGCAGCCGUCGGUAGUGAUAAUCGGGGUUGAGUACGGGGGUCGAGGAAAGCAGCGCAAAUCAUUUGUAUAUUUGAAACGUUGUGUAGUAUGCAAGCAGAGAAAUAAGAAAUUGCCGAUUUGAGAAAUUCAGCAGGACUUGGCUGCACGAAAAAAUAAGAAACUUGAAAGAAGAAACUGAACGACAUACGCUGAGUUUAUAGCCCACAAUGAGAAUUCGAGGAUGGACCUGAAAUAAGCGUUUCUUAACUGCGGGCGCCAACUGUACGGCCUCAGGACCGACGAGAAAGAGAGCCGGGGAAGCGGCGGUGGGGGGGAAGAAACGGCGACCGGACCCUGCUGUAGAAGCGAGUAGGGCGGCCGAGGCAGCACUCGUGGCGAAGUAUGUACCCGGCUGAUGCUGCUGCGCCCUGUUUUCCUCCCUGCUGUAUGCUAUACUCCUUUAUGUAUGCCCUUUGUAUUGCCUUCGGCCUCUGUGCUGUGUUUCUGUGUUUCUUUUUUUCAUGAUCUCACUGCCUACUCUACUGUGUUGGGUACCGUGAUCUCGCUUUGCUGUUGCCUUUGUUUUUGUACGUCUGGCUGUCUGCCCAUCUGCCGCCUCUGUGUCCUGUUUGCUCCGUUACUCCCAUACCCUGGUGCGUAGUGCCUGGUGCUGGUACGUUACCCUUUGAUUUCUUCUUUGGGCGGGUGUGGGAAGCGUCCUGCUUUAUUAUAAUUGUUAUUUUUUUUUAUCGGUUUCCGAGGGCUCUUUUCUCGGACGGUCGGUGCGAUACCUGUCCUUUUCUUU
Ectocarpus sp. CCAP 1310/34 is the source of this 1618-nucleotide messenger RNA. The record is from the annotation of a GenBank genome assembly. Lineage: Eukaryota; Phaeophyceae; Ectocarpales; Ectocarpaceae.